This is a messenger RNA of Cherax quadricarinatus, 1414 nucleotides long. Lineage: Eukaryota; Metazoa; Arthropoda; Malacostraca; Decapoda; Parastacidae. The record is from RefSeq and is a predicted model, not a curated record.
GCGGGUGAACCUUCACAUCAACAAGUACAACAACACUGCCAGGUUAAUUAAGUGUCGGGGCCGCGGGUGUUACUACACGUACUGUCAUCCAGGGUUAUUAUGUCUCUCUUAAUAGACUCGUUAAUCACCUUCUGUGAUGUAACCACCAUAGGUCUGUGUGGUUUCAUGAAGGUGCCGCAAAUAUUGACUAUGGUGAAGGCCAGGUCAGUCAAGGGGCUCAGCUUAGCCAGCUUACUGCUAGAACUUACCAGCUACACCAUUAUGCUGAGCUACAACGUGUAUUCAGCUUAUGCUCUCAGCACAUACUUUGAGUACCCAUUAAUGGUUCUUCAAGAUGUAGUGAUGGUGGCAGUGUUUCUGGCAUUCACUGGUCAACUCUCACCUACAGUGAUUCUCCCUACAGCUGCUGCCUCCUAUUUUGCUUACUCUAUAGUGUCUGGCCAACUUCCUGAUACUCUUAUUAAAACAUUAGUGGGGCUGUGCACACCUAUUUCAGCAAGCAGCAAGGUAGUAGCAUUAAUAACUAUCAUCCGGGCCAAGAACUCUGCCACUGUCUCUAUCCCAUCGUGGACCAUCUCAGCAUACACUUGUGUUACUCGGAUCUUCACAAUCUAUGUAGAGUCUGCAGACCCGGCCCUGUUGAUGAACUUUUGCACCUCCUUUGUUCUGAACAUCUUCAUCAUCAUUGCUGCUGCCAUGUACAAACCAAAACAGAAGAAGAAUUAGAAUUUAAGAAAAUCUGACAGAGAAACUUCAUUCAUUUCAAGGUAGUGACUAAUUAAAUAUACAGUUAAAUGUACAAGAAAGAAGAAUUACUGGUACUAAAAUAUAUGUACUAAAUGUUGAUGCUGCAUUUAUUGUUUUGUUUUUUGUAUAAGUAUAUAUAUACUAGUAGUAAAUAUAGUUUAAGACUUGUUGAUAUCAUUCCAUACUUGGUGAAGCAACUGGUGCUCAAGCUCACCACUGCAGUCUGUGUGACUUAUUACUACUUUAAUCUCCUCCAUAUAAUUACUUACUAUUUUUGUUGCAGCUGAAGAACUUAAACAUCAUUUAUAGCUUUGUUUGCCAGAAGUCUGAGCAGAUUAUUUUGUUUACUGCUUUAUGUCCCCUGCUUGAAGAGACAUUAGUAAUAAUGUAUAAUAAACAAAUGACAAUAAAUAACCCAAAUUUUGCUUUAAAAAUAUUGUAAGAGUAAUUUUUUUUUAUGCUGUGUCAGGAGUUUUGCCAUUGAUAUUAAACAGGAAGCACAAAGACAGUAAUAUCUGUGAGAUAUGUAUUGUAGGAAUCAUAAAAAAAAAGUUGCAGGAAUAGAAAGUUGGUAGUGUAUAUGUAUAUACAGUUACUAGAAGUUCUCUUAGAAUUAUCUUGGCAACCAAUAGAGAGGGAAAUGUAUAUUAUUAUUCUAUAUACUGUG